CUUUUUUUAAAAAAUAUGGCGGAUGUUCUUGAUCUAGAUGGUGGCGGAGAAGAGUUUGAAAUAGAUGAAGAAGGAGAUCAAAGUGUGCAGAAGUUGAAAGAAAGAGCUAAGCGAAGAAAAGGACGUGGCUUUGUAUCAGAUGGAACAGUCAGAGAAGAUAUUCGUGGGUACGAGGCAAUGGAAACAGAUGAGAAUGAUGAACCAGGACCUCAGCGAUCUGUAGAAGGCUGGAUUCUGUUUAUAUCUGGAGUUCAUGAAGAAGCACAAGAAGAUGACAUUUAUGAUAAAUUUGUUGAAUAUGGAGAGAUAAAGAAUCUCCACUUGAACCUGGACAGACGCACAGGCUUCCUGAAGGGAUAUGCUCUCGUUGAAUAUGAAACAUUUAAAGAGGCUAAUGCAGCAAUUGAAGCAAUGAAUGGGUCAGAUAUACUCGGGCACACUAUCAGAGUAGACUGGUGUUUUGUGAAAGGGCCAACUAAAAAGUAAAAAACGUAGCCACAGAAAAAGGCAUUGAAAGAAAAAUAUUGCAUUUAUAUAGUUUUUUUUAAUUAACAUCAUUUGCCCUUUUUAUUUGCAUCAUGAAAUUUUUAUAGAACCUACAUCAUUUCUAAUAACUCAAUAGACAAGAUGAAGUAUCAUAAUUUAAAAUAUUUUUAAUAUUAAUACUCCAUGUGUGUAAAAUAAAAAUUGACUAAAGGAGUUUCGACAUAGGUUUAUAACUUCCAGUUUAUUAGUUUUGUUGACACUUCUAUAUGUAAUUUAUUAGUUGUUAAGCCGAGAAAAUUGGGAUAAGAAGGUUGUUUAAAAAAACUUUUCUUUAAUACUGAAACUUUUUAAGAAAGAAAAAAAAAACAUCCAAAUAAUUCCAGGUUUAUUCUUAGAAGCAUCAUGAAAGCCAAAAGGGUAGAUUUCAGUUUUCUUUCACAAGAGUGUGAGCUUUAUGUAUCAUUGAUUGUUUCAUUGGGAAAAAUAAAAUGACAUUUCAUAGCAA
This is a messenger RNA of Limulus polyphemus (Atlantic horseshoe crab), 991 nucleotides long. RefSeq names its product RNA-binding protein 8A-like. Gene Ontology annotation, molecular function: mRNA binding. The transcript is spliced from 6 exons. Lineage: Eukaryota; Metazoa; Arthropoda; Merostomata; Xiphosura; Limulidae. The coding region runs from base 16 to 486 and encodes 156 amino acids. The record is from RefSeq and is a predicted model, not a curated record. Gene Ontology annotation, cellular component: cytoplasm; nucleus; exon-exon junction complex. Gene Ontology annotation, biological process: RNA splicing.